Molecule: messenger RNA, 687 nt
Organism: Rosa rugosa (rugosa rose)
Lineage: Eukaryota; Viridiplantae; Streptophyta; Magnoliopsida; Rosales; Rosaceae
Exons: 2
Coding region: 172-489 (105 amino acids)
Source: RefSeq, a predicted model, not a curated record
GUCCUACUACCAAACGCUCAUUAAACAAAGCAACAACAGUAAUUAUAAUAUGAUUAAACACAAUUUAGCAUAAGCAGAGAGUCUAUAAAUCCCUCUUCAGCAAUAUCCUAGGAUCAUAACAAAGAAGUUCCACUGACUUAAGGUUUUUACAACUUCUUGUUCCGGCUUUCAAUGAUGAAAGGUUCUCCGGCGAAUUUAGCUUUAGCUGUAAUAAUAAUGUACCUUCUUGUGGGUGCUUUUCCUGCAACUUCUGCAUUAGUUCCUCAUGGUGAUGAGAAGAGUUCAUGGCAUGUUGACUGUAUACAUGGCUUGACAAGGAUACUUGGAAGAAAAGAAGGUAACUUCGGAUGUCAAAAUGUCAUUGUUAGCAAGAAGAUAGUGCCCACUCGGAGCCUAAAAGUAACGAGCAAAUCCCCGCCUCCACCACCCACUAAGAAUACGGCAAAGUCACUGGGUGCUACCGUAUCACCUCUAGUUGCUGCUGCAUGAUAGCUAUGCUAUUUUUGUAUUCUAUGGAUGGCUUGAUGUUUGUGUGGUGUGUAUUAUUCUCAAUAUUUCACGUCGCGAAAUUUUAAGACCUACUCUUACAAGCUAUGAUGUCUUGGUCCUCUAUUCAUCACCAAUCGAUUUAGUAACAGAAUCGUAACCAAUUGUUCAUGCAACUGGCCGGAAUAGUAGCUUAUAGCA